Gossypium arboreum is the source of this 1577-nucleotide messenger RNA. RefSeq lists its product as uncharacterized. The transcript has 7 exons. NCBI's taxonomy places the organism in Eukaryota, Viridiplantae, Streptophyta, Magnoliopsida, Malvales, Malvaceae. Bases 171 to 1424 code for a protein of 417 amino acids. The record is from RefSeq and is a predicted model, not a curated record.
AUAUAUAUAUAUAUAUAUAUGCAUCUCUUCACUGUUUUUUAAUGGUUGCGUGAAGCAAAAGCUUGGAAUAUUUGUGUGUGUUUCAUUUUCGUUACUAGGAACUGAGAGAAGCAAGAACAAUAAAAUUAAAAAAAAGAUCUGAGUUUUUUGAGUUUCAGUUUUCUCGAAAAAUGGGGAAGAAAGAUCAGUCCAGAGAAGAAGAGAAACUGAACCAAAGAGUUGAAUCAGUUCUUCAACUCGUUAAGAAACAAUCUCCUCCAUUAACACCCAAACAGGAGAAGUUCUGCAACAAUGCUUGUAUCGAGAGGUUUCUAAGAGCAAAAGGUGACAAUGUGAAGAAAGCUGCUAAACAUUUACGUGCUUGUCUUGCUUGGAGAGAAACCAUUGGCACUGAAAAUUUGAUAGCAGAUGAGUUCUCGACUGAAAUAGCUGAAGGAGUUGCUUAUGUAGCUGGCCAUGAUGAAGAAUUAAGACCCAUCAUUGUUUUAAGGAUCAAACAAGAUUACCAAAAAUUCCACUCUCAGAAACUGUUCACACGUUUGCUGGUUUUCACAUUGGAAGUUGCCAUAGCAACCAUGCCUAAAAACACCCAACAGUUUGUUCUACUCUUAGAUGCAAGCUUUUUCAGAUCAGCAUCUGCUUUUAUGAACCUAUUGCUGGCAGCAUUGAAAAUUGUGGGCGAGUACUACCCUGGACGGCUUUACAAGGCCUUUGUCAUCGACCCUCCUUCCCUCUUUUCUUACCUUUGGAAGGGAGUGCGUCCAUUUGUGGAGCUAUCAACGGCCACGAUGGUGGUUUCAUCGCUUGAUUACGAAGAGUCACUUGAUUUCAACGAUUUCACAUCGUACCCGAGAGCAUCAUCUCUUAGGUUUGACCCGUCGUCAAUCAAAUCAACGGCCAAGAUCGGUUCCUGUUCAUCAUCCCGAUUCUCCUUCACCGUAUCCCAUCAUUUCGACUCCCUCAAGCCAUGGUACCUCACCUUGACAAGCGACACGUCAGCAUCCAAAGUCGGACCCACCGCCAGCCCCUCCCCACUGGGCCCCGCCCUGAUCUCGCCGCUCAACGCCCGGUCUCUCUCCUUCGCAUCGCCUGCCGCCAGAACGCCACGUGGGAACAUCAGCAUGAGGAAGAGCUUGUUCCCGUCUACACCCUUACCGCAGCGUAGCAAAGCCUUCGAGCCUGUCAAAGUCAACCACCCGAGGACACCGAGACCCUCUUUCCUCCAAUCGCCGGCGAUGUUUUUCCGACGAGAUAGCCACGUCAGCACCAAGGCGGAAAAGUCCCGUGAAUCGUUCAUGCCGUUUUUGAAAUUCUACCGUAGGCCGUACGACGAGAUGAUUUACCGGUCAAUGAUGCGGCCCCCACUAGGUGGCUUAAUCUCCAUCGUUAAACGUCGCCACAUGUCGGUAUCUCAACGGUUCUAGAUCAAAGUUACAAAAAAGAGAAAAGAGGAAAAAAAAAAAAGUGCGGAAAAGGGUGCAUAGUGCUUCUAUAUUUUUACAUUGACUUCAAAAGUGUUUAAAACAACACUACUAAAUUACUAAUAAUUCGAUUAAUUAUUUGUUUACUUUUUAUAA